Messenger RNA from Daphnia magna, 886 nucleotides. RefSeq names its product DNA replication complex GINS protein PSF1. Gene Ontology annotation, cellular component: GINS complex. Gene Ontology annotation, biological process: DNA strand elongation involved in mitotic DNA replication; DNA replication. NCBI's taxonomy places the organism in Eukaryota, Metazoa, Arthropoda, Branchiopoda, Diplostraca, Daphniidae. The record is from RefSeq and is a predicted model, not a curated record.
UGAGGCAGUGACAGAAGUGUCUGGCUGUCUGCAUUUCUGGUUUUCUGCAACUGUGUGCAUCUUUCAGCCACCGGUGGCGCUAGCAACCUGUACGGAGCCAAUCGCUGCUAAAAAUUUAGCUUUGUUGUGGUGCGAUGGGCCAUGAGAAUUAAGUAAUCCCUGUUCCCGCCAAAGUCGCCGUCCUUUUUUUUGUUUAUAAAGUGAUGGUUGAAGGAAUCAUCGUUACGUCAAAAUGUUCGCUCAAAAAGGAGUUGAGCUCAUACAGGAACUCGAAAGAGCAAAAGACUUUCUUCCACCCUUCAACGAAGAUGGAGUUCGCCAGGUACUGGAGGAGAUGAGAGCUUUGUUUGAAGAAAAUCAAAGAGAUGCGAGCUCUGCUGUAGCAGGGGAGUCAGAAUACAUUACUUCAGUGCAUAUUCGGCACUGUGCUCUAGAAAGAAAUAAGAGGUGUUUGAUGGCCUACCUUUAUAACAGACUUGAAAGAAUAAAAGAACAUCGCUGGCAUUUUGGUUCAGUCCUUCCUGCAGAUAUAAAGGCAAACAUCUGUGAGCCUGAAGCUCAGUUCUUCAUGAAAUACAACAAAUCCCUUGCAGCAUAUAUGAAAUCUAUAGGUGAAGGUAGUUAUUCACUUGAUCUCACUCAGAACCUGAAACCACCAAAGAACUUGUAUGUACAGGUUAAAUGCAUCACUGAAUUUGGGGAGUUUGAAACCUGAGGAUGGGGAUAUUGUUGUAUUGAAGAAAAAUAGCUUACACUUAUUGCCUCGUGUCCAGUGUGAGUUGCUUAUCGCACAAGGAAUACUUGAGCAUGUUUCGUGAUGUUAUCAAUGUAUCUGAGUUAAGAAUAAACAUUGUACAGGGCAGUAUAAAAAUAAGCCAGUAAAAUA